Entrophospora sp. SA101 is the source of this 183-nucleotide messenger RNA. The record is from the annotation of a GenBank genome assembly. Lineage: Eukaryota; Fungi; Glomeromycota; Glomeromycetes; Entrophosporales; Entrophosporaceae.
AUGUGGCCAGGUACAUUUGGCAAGGUUACAGUCAUGGUAGAUGGAUCAGAAAGGAGUAGUGGGAGUUCAACUGCUCACCACGGCAAAAAAGAUAAGACUCGUGGACCAUUCAGAAAUCACCGAGAUUACGAAUGGAAAAUGACUGGUAGUGUAGAUGGAUGGGAUAUUGAAGAGCUAUCCUAA